This is a messenger RNA of Myripristis murdjan (pinecone soldierfish), 2711 nucleotides long. RefSeq names its product histone-lysine N-methyltransferase SUV39H1. Gene Ontology annotation, cellular component: nucleus. Gene Ontology annotation, molecular function: histone H3K9 methyltransferase activity; protein binding; zinc ion binding. The record is from RefSeq and is a predicted model, not a curated record. Lineage: Eukaryota; Metazoa; Chordata; Actinopteri; Holocentriformes; Holocentridae. The coding region runs from base 60 to 1337 and encodes 425 amino acids. The transcript has 6 exons.
GUGUCAGAAUGAAUCCCUGAAUCCUGAUCCAUGUAGAUGGUGUCCAGGAGGCAGAGGAGAUGCUGCAUGUUGUCUGGCCGAGUGGUGGGAACAUGUUUACUCGCAUCGGUCAGCGAGCAGAUUGCAGUGUGCCAUGUAAAGUGUCCUUGGAGGGACUGGAAAGCCUGUGCCGCCACCACAGGCUCCACUGUAAACAGCUGAAUGUGAACAGAAACAACUUGAAUGAAUAUGAGGUGGAGUUCCUCUGUGACUACAAGAAGACUAAGGAGGAAGAGUUUUAUCUGGUCAAAUGGAGGGGCUACCCAGAGUCGGACAACACCUGGGAACCCAAGAAGAACCUGAAAUGCACCAAACUGAUGAAAGAGUUCCACUUGGAUCUGGAUCGGGAGCUGAGGCGCCACAAGAGACGCUGCAUCCCUAAAAAGCUGGAUAAGGAAGUUUCAUCGGUCCUUGUCCAGAAAGCCAAACACCGCCAGAGUCUCCAGCGCUGGGAGGCCCACCUGAAUAACACCCGUAACCACCCAGGUCGUAUUUUUGUCCUCAAUGAAGUGGACCUUGAGGGCCCACCCAAGGACUUCACCUACAUCAAUAACUACAAAGUCGGCCAGGGCAUUGUGUUGAACGAGAUGGCCGUGGGCUGUGAAUGUAAAAACUGUUUAGAUGAGCCAAUAAACGGCUGCUGCCCUGGAGCCUCCCUGCACCGCAUGGCCUACAACGACCGGGGGCAAGUCCGAGUCCGAGCGGGCCAGCCCAUCUACGAGUGUAACUCGCGCUGCACCUGCGGCCCUGACUGCCCCAACAGAGUGGUGCAGAAGGGCAUCCAGUUUGACCUUUGCAUCUUUAAGACAGAUAACGGCCGGGGGUGGGGCGUGCGCACGCUGCAGCAUAUCAAGAGGAACACCUUUGUCAUGGAGUAUGUGGGAGAGAUCAUUACGACAGAUGAAGCAGAGAAGAGGGGUCAUGUGUACGACCGCCAAGGCUCUACAUACUUGUUUGACCUCGACUAUGUGGAAGACGUGUACACAGUGGAUGCUGCUCAUCAAGGCAACAUCUCCCAUUUCGUCAACCACAGUUGCAACCCCAAUCUGCAAGUAUACAACGUGUUCAUAGACAACCUUGAUGAGAGGCUCCCAAGAAUAGCUUUAUUUUCAACACGGGCUAUUCGGGCAGGAGAGGAGCUCACCUUUGACUACAAGAUGCAAAUUGACCCAGUUGACACAGAAAGCACCAGAAUGGACUCCAGUUUCAGUUUAGCAGGACUGCCCAGUUCUCCAAAGAAGAGGAUUCGGGUUGAAUGCCGGUGUGGAUCGGACUCAUGUCGAAAAUACCUGUUCUGACAUGAAUCACAAUGCCGUUAUCCUUCUAAAGAUGUGGAAAAUUGUACAGAUGUUUAUGAAAGGUGCAGAAAACCCACCUUAAACUGUUGGAUACUUGUGAACAUGACCAGCUCUUUUCCAAGGUUGAAAACCAUAGUCAAGAGACUCAAAUCUGACCUCCUCAAAACUUGGAGCUGCCUGGUUUCCCUUGAAGACUUGAGUUUGAUGAGCGAUUACUUUCAGAGAAUUUCAUCUGAUGGUAGCACUCACAGAGGCAGAGCAUUUGCUUCCGUCCCCUAAAAUUCACUCUGGGUGUUUUGACUUUGUUCUGAAAGUUGCUGUCCCAUCCACUGUCGGCAGUGUUAGAAAUUUGUAGAUGAUCAUCUGGUUUUAGCUCUUGUUUGUUGCUUUGACAGUCUUGUUCUCCAAUCUGAACUGAAUUGUCAAAUAAAAUGUGAAUUGAAUGGGCUUUCCCUGUUGUUCAGCUCUUUUAAAUUGUGACUUGUAGUUUUAUCAGCAAUUUUAUAGCUUGUUAUAUAUUUUUAUAUUUUUUUAAUCCUGUGAGGUUGUUGUCAUGUAAAAUGGAUUCAGCAGCGCGUUAGAAACGUGAGACGAAUUUGGACUGCACCUGUUUUUGUUUUUUUGUUUUUUUUUUUAUGACUAGAUAAUGCAGUGUGUCAUAAGCAGAAAAAAUCAAGUCAUGUCCUUUACAAUGAAAUGAAAUUCAGCCUCAAACUGGUGAAAACAAAUGAAACAUGACUUAGUGAACACUGCUGUGUGUGCUUUGUUAGAUCUAUAAAGGCCAUGGGAGGCUGGUUGUAAACCCUGUAGAGGUGAUGGUUGGACGACGUGUGUACUCAACAUUGUUGAAAUUAUGCAGCAGACGUCACUGAGAAAACCAGCUGUCAACAGACGUUUUCUGAAUCAACCAAAUUUGCAUUUUGGAUGUUAUUGUUCAUGUCUUUUGUCCUCAAGUUGCUUGUUCACAUAGACCUUGUGGUCAUUAAUGUGGAGUUUACUGUCCAUUAAUGGUGUUUCCUGCAGAUUGUGCCUCAGCAGAUACUAUGGAAAUUAAUUUUACAGACAUGUCCCACAUCUGAGUAUUUCCCCUCCUACCACCUAUUUUGUGUCGCUGUGAAGUUCUGCACUGCUUAGUGAUGAUACGCAAAAUUUACAUUAUUUGAAUUUUCUUUGUCAUUUCCUUGUCACUGUCCUUGUACGUUAUCUAUUUGGGGGCGAAAUAGUUGUCUAUUUUACAAUGUCAUUGAUAUUUAAACAUUUUGGUCAUUCAUUAAUGCUUGUUUUUUAUCAUUGGCUUUCUUAUAGGAGGAGAACAAAACAGUGUAAAUAAAUGGCUAAAAAUAUAACAUUCUUGAAAGCUUUGUUUUUUUUUUU